Sciurus carolinensis (gray squirrel) is the source of this 2470-nucleotide messenger RNA. It is a transcript of the gene Maip1, whose product is annotated as matrix AAA peptidase interacting protein 1. NCBI's taxonomy places the organism in Eukaryota, Metazoa, Chordata, Mammalia, Rodentia, Sciuridae. The record is from RefSeq and is a predicted model, not a curated record. Gene Ontology annotation, molecular function: ribosome binding. The transcript has 6 exons. Gene Ontology annotation, cellular component: mitochondrial inner membrane. Gene Ontology annotation, biological process: inner mitochondrial membrane organization; protein insertion into mitochondrial inner membrane from matrix.
GAAUUAAGGGAUUCUAACGUCUGGAAUACAAGCCAGGUUAGUUAAAAUUCAAGACCAGUGGAAGUUUUUCUGGGGAUUUCCAUUGUUUUCUCCUGGUGUCGCACUGGAGUGAAAAGUUGCACCUCCAAAUCUAUCAACUCGGAGGAGACUGACAGGUGCGACUCGCACCAACACGGGAGCGGCGAAUUCUGCCCUAAACUUUAGAAAACCCGGCAGAAGAUGGGCACGCAAGGCCACUGUAAAGGUAGACUUCUCAACAGAGCUCUGUAUGAAGUUGCGUUUCGCAGCAAGUAAAGAAGUUAGGCAAAAUGAUUCUCGCACCCAGCAGUCGGCGCGCCCCGCAGAAACGUGGAGCUGGUUGCUUUCUCCGAUACGAACCAGUCGACCUGCCCCAAACGCCCACUCCUUUGCCGGAGGGGCCGACCUGUCAUCGCUGCAGCAGGUCGCCUUUUCCCUACACCCGGAACCACAAGAAACCAGUUCGGAGCCGUCGCAAUGGUAAGACGGGUCUCUCCCGGUUUCCUGAGGCUGAGCCCCGCACGAGGGCCUCACCUGUGGGUAGAGGUGCUGCAAUGAACUGCUCCCGCGAAACACCCUCGAGCCGAGGUACCUGGAGGCGCUGCCCGGUCAUGGUUACUCACGCUAUGCUUCUUCAAAGGCCUCGGAACUUCGGCUCCAAAGCGUUCGUCAGCGUGUGAUCCGCUCGGAAACACGACUCGGAGAGAAAAGGUCCGCGAGUCCGGCGGACUCCAGAGGACAGCUAGUUCUGAGCGCCCGGCGGGAACCAAGGGCCUGUGCAUGGCCUGUGUGCUGGAGAGCGGGGAUGGGCGGAUUCACCAGAGUGUGGCAGCAACAGGCCAGCUUUGCUCUCCAGUCCCUGUUCGGAACUGCUGAGGUGGUUCCCAUCGACUUCCUUUCAACAGGGCACAGGCAAGCCGAGGGGUGAAAGGUCAUAAACAUGGCGCUGGCCUCCCGUCUGCUACUCUGUCCGCUGUUGUCCCGGUCGUUGCCCGGCGGGGUUAUCCGACUCCGGGGCACCCGGUGCAGCAGAGGUGAGGCCGCGGUUAGCCGGACUUUGUUGCUUAUGCAGCCGCCACCUGGGCUCGGAGGGGUGCCGUUUCCUCGCAGCACUUGGAACCUGGAGGCCCUGGUGCUGCCUCCUCGGGGCCGCCGGCCGACCCCUGCUCAGCCCCCCGAGACUCCCCCGCAGCCCUCGCUGCUUUCCCCUGCUUGCCCUCGGCGCGGCUACAGCACGGAGGAGCAGCCCCAGCAGCGCCAGAAAACCAAGAUGAUCAUUCUGGGAUUCUCCAACCCCAUCAACUGGGUUCGGACUCGAAUUUACGCUUUCCUUAUUUGGGCCUAUUUCGACAAAGAGUUCAGCAUCGCAGAGUUCUCUGAGGGGGCGAAGCAGGCUUUUGCUCAUGUAUCCAAGUUGUUGUCACAGUGUAAAUUUGAUCUAUUGGAAGAACUUGUGGCCAAGAGGUGCUUCAUGUAUUAAGAGAAAAGGUUUUCUUCACUACCCGAUAACCAUAAAAAUGCUCUUGCUGCUGACAUAGAUGAAAUUGUGUAUACAUCAACAGGAGACAUCUCCAUUUACUAUGAUGAGAAAGGAAGGAAGUUCGUUAAUAUCCUGAUGUGCUUUUGGUAUCUAACCAGUGCCAACAUCCCCAGUGAAACUUUGAGUGGAGCCAGUGUAUUCCAGGUUAAGUUUGGGGAUCAGAACGUGGAAACUAAACAGCUUCUUAGUGCAAGCUAUGAAUUUCAGAGGGAGUUACACAAGGAGUAAAGCCUGACUGGACCAUUGCACGGAUUGAACACUCAAAAUUACUAGAAUAAUCUUUCUUGGAAAAAUCAGCUUGUGAACUUUUAGCAACUGCUAUGAAGAACUAAGGAAGAAAUAAUUUGAAUCAUUUGAUCUUCACUUAAUCAAUUCUGGAGAUCAGAAGUCCAAAAUGGGUCAAAUAGGACAAGACUCUCUGCUGGCUAGAGGUAACUCAGAUGAAUUCCCAAAACUAUAGGAUUUCUGGGAACUGUUUGGCUCAUGACACUUGAUCACAUUUUGUUUGACUUCAUGGAGUCUCAUCAUAUACCUCAGUUCUAAUUAUUUUGUGUGUGUUUCUAAAAAAUAAGAUCAUUAUACCAUAAAUUAAUAAGAAACUUAUUAAUAUAUUCCAUAAUAUCAUCUAAUUUUAAACUGUAUUUAAAGUUGCACUGAUUGUCUUUAAAAUGACUUUUAAAUAUCAAUAUCCAUUUUAAGUUUACAUAUUGCUUUUGGUAUUUAUGUCUUUUCUGUCCUUCUUAAAAAUUUAGAAUGUCUCCCAUCCUUUUUUAUGACAUUGCAAUUUUGAGGAGUCUAGAGUGGUAGACAUACAGCAAGUCCCAUCUCCUGAAUAUGUUUAAUUAUUUUAUUAUGGCAUCAUUUCUGUAAGCUGAAAGUUAGAGUUAAAGCUUGUUUAUAUCCAGGUUAAAU